Molecule: messenger RNA, 3392 nt
Organism: Ictalurus punctatus (channel catfish)
Lineage: Eukaryota; Metazoa; Chordata; Actinopteri; Siluriformes; Ictaluridae
Gene: cdc42ep5
Product: CDC42 effector protein (Rho GTPase binding) 5
Exons: 5
Coding region: 367-1341 (324 amino acids)
Source: RefSeq, a predicted model, not a curated record
CAAGCUAGCAAAAUGAGUGAAAAACAAACAUCUCUGGAAAGUUUCUUUGCGAAGGGGAAAAAGGCCCAGUGAUGAGAUAGAAGAAGAGCCUACGACUUCCAAGGAAAAAGAAAGCUGCAUUUAACAGACAAUACCAGGAGUCGUUCUUGAAAUAUGGUUUUAUCGCGACAGGGUCACGGGGGAGCCUGGAGCCUAUCCCAGGGAACUUGGGGCACAAGGCAGGGGACACCCUGGACGGGGGGCUAACCCAUCGCAGGGAGGAGGAAACCGAGGUACCCGGAGGAAACCCCUGAAGCAUGGGGAGAACAUGCAAACUCUGCACACACAGGGAGGAGGUAGUAAUCGAACCACUAAUCCCGGAGAACUAUGCACACUCUGUGGAAGACAAUGUUGCAAGGCUGGAUUAGAACCAACAGUAAAUCAUCACACCUACGCUUUCCAAUGCCGCUACACAAGUCGGGCCGGGCUCACCGCCUGGAUCCCACCAUGAUCUCUGCCCCGCUCGGCGACUUUCGCCACACCAUGCAUAUUGGCCGUGGUGGAGACGCCUUCGGAGACACCUCCUUCUUGUCCAGUCAUGGCCCCUCCAACCCAGAGCCUUUGAAGUCCAUCACCUCUCCUGUGGAGGACACCAGUGACUCCACAGAAGUGAGGCUAAAUCAUGCAGCUGACAGCAAAACCCCUGAUGAACCAUUUACAGAACUCCAGCACUCAGAAUCAGUCUCAUCCUUCGAUCUGGACCUAGACCUGGGGCCUUCCAUUUUGGGAGAUGUGCUGGGAGUGAUGGAUGGACUGGGUUUGGGCAGCAAGUGGACAAUGGGCAACGAAGGUGAAGAAGAAGUGUUUAUCUCCAGUAAGAGCAGUGCAGAUGGUGGGAUAUCAACCAAUGGAGCAACUACUGACCUGAAUGAGAAGAGGAUACACAGUCUGAGCAGUGGGGAGGAGCAUAUAAACGAUGUCAAUGGUAUCAAAUCUAAGGGGCUACGGCCGAAGGUGCGAUUUAGCGACAAAAAGGAGGAGAUUGUUGGUCGGCAGUAUGUAGGUGGUGAAUUAGAGCUGGAAUGUGAGAAGGAAACGAAUACAAGUCCAGUUGGAGGAAUGGAGGUGAGGGCUGAAGGAAUGGCUAAUAAAGGAGCCGUGAAACCAGAGCUGACGAAUCACCGGCCAGACGUCAGUCCCAGUCCAUCUUCUUCAGUGAGCUCAGAAUAUGAAGGCAUCUCCCCAUUGGACAGGAGGAGAGAGGAGGACCAUCUGUCAGAGUCGGAUUCAGACGAAGAGGGCGUUGCCGGAGAGCAGGGCUAUACGUUUGAGGAUGAGUCGGAUGAUGAGAUUGGCCUUUAGGAGUCUAAUGAUGGGUAUGUAAAGAUCAAGCAGAGAAAAGUAUCAGCAAAAUGCUUUUCUGAAUAACAUAAAAGGGAGAAACUACCAAAGUAAAAACAACUCUACGAAACAGGAGGAACUGGACUUGUUAGUAGAAAAAGGUCACACAUAAAUAGAGGCUGAAAAUUUUAUUUUAAAAAUACUUUUCAAAACUCUAAGAAAACAGUAGUUUGUCAUGAAAAACAAUGUUUUUCAGGGGUAGAACUGUAGUAUUAUAAAGAAAUUACAUUUCUAUUAGUACUAUUAGUCCCACUAAAGCCUUAGACAAUGGAAUGCAUUUAAUAUUUAAUAUUAUAAAACAAAUAUUAUAAGUUUAAUAUUGUUGCUAUCAUAUCAUUGUUAAACUGGGAUCUCUUAAGUUUCAAAACAUAUUACCUGGGAAUGUUAAAUGGUAGACAUCCAGUCUGUUUUAGCUGUUUAAUAAAUCAUCUCAAUACAGGAGUAAAAGGUUGAGCCAAAUACCAGUAUUCCACAAAAGUUGGUUAAAAAUUUUAUGUCCUUUAGUGUAUUAGUCUCUUUUUAAAGAAACUCCAUAUUGUUAUUAUUUUUAAAUACUAUAGGACAAAAGUAAAGUGAGAACCUUUCAUUUACUUAAACAAAUUUAUUCUAAUUAAUGUUUUGUUAUUCUGUUAUGAAAAUACAUGAGUGAAUUGUGGUAUCUAUGUAUAAGUGUAUCAGCAAGUUCCUAAGGUUAAAAACAUGUUGAUUUAAUAUUCAUAAUGGCAUUAAAAAAGCCAGAGCUGGUCUAAAAUGAGCUGUGUAUGUGAGUUGUGGAGAUUUUACUGGAGAAUUUUGGGUGUUCCUGUGGGAGUGACAAACACAAUGGGUGGAAAAAACAGUGGGUGAACAUCGUGCGGAUAGAUCGCAGGUGCUCGGUUUACUACGACUGACACAGUUUAAUAUAGUGCUUACUGCUAUUGCUCUUCUAAACCUUAGGGAGUUUAGUGUAUCUGACACACAACCUGGUAUCUGCUGUUUAAGUUUAAGGUACAUGAAGAGAAAAUACAGUAUCAUGAUAGGGAUCAUACUGAAAGAACAUUGAAAAUACAACAGUUGGAAAAGCUACUAUAAAAAUGCUGUUAACUAACUUAAUUUUAACUUUAAAAAAGUUAUCUGUACAUUUUCACUGCACAUCUCUGUGCAUAUGACAUGUACAUAUUCACUCAAACCCUUCUCUGCUUAGAUAAAUGGAAAGGUUGUGAUGAUCAUUUAAGGUGUUUAAGGUGAUAGCCAUAUGGUGUGCAUUAAACAGUCCCUCCCGGAUUUUGCGAUUUUGAAUAAAAUUAACGCAGAAUCAAGGAAACUCUGCAAUAUUCGCAAGAGCUUGCAAUUUUUCUAAAUUACCACAGAUUUGGGCCAAUAUACAUCAUGUAACGUCAUCACAACACUCAUUCAGCCAAAGCUAAAGGUCUUAUUUACCAACAAACAUCACAGUGAAAGACCAAAAAACCCAAACAGUUUUACGCAAAAAAGCUCCGCAAAUUGCAUCGCAAAUUUGGGGGGAAAAACCUCUGCGAAAUCCUGUACAGACUUAUUAAAUGUCGCCAUGUAUUGUUUUACGAAUGAUCAGCACAUACCUAGUUGUGUACAGCAGAAGAAGAAACAGUGUGCUUAAACCACUUUAAAUAACUAUGUCUUACUUCAGUCAUAUCUGUCUGUUUUAAUAGCCAGUCAUUGGAGUUUACAUGUCUCAUAGAGACCACUUUCCUAUUAAAAAGCCUGUGUUUUCCCACUGAAAUAAAACUUUAGAGCCAAAUCAGGAUAGCUGGAGAACUGCCUACUGGUUUAAACUGGAUUUAUUGGGAGGUAAUUAUGGACAAGUUGCAUUAAAGCUUAGUUUCACAAUAAUUGUUUUAAGUAGCAAACUGCAUGACUUUGUAAAUUGUUUUUUUUUUUGGGGAGGUUUUUUUUUCUUCUCAGAAACAAUGUCUUAAACAGCUCCUUUUAUAAAAUAACCAUCUGUUCACUUGUAAAUAAUUUGAUAUAAUGAUGAUUAAACACCUGACAAUUUG